Messenger RNA from Plectropomus leopardus (leopard coralgrouper), 1207 nucleotides. It is a transcript of the gene bphl, whose product is annotated as biphenyl hydrolase like. The record is from RefSeq and is a predicted model, not a curated record. Gene Ontology annotation, molecular function: serine hydrolase activity. NCBI's taxonomy places the organism in Eukaryota, Metazoa, Chordata, Actinopteri, Perciformes, Serranidae.
ACAGCUUCCUGCAUUCCCUCAAAACAACCUGGCAGUGCAGGAUUACACGAUCUGCAGUCUGAGACUUUGUUCAAUCUUUAACCAGCUAAAGAAGCACAGCUGCAGCAGAGAGGUGCUCCGUGUGAGCAGCAGCGGAAUGGCGUUGUUUGUCCUCGGAGGACGUUUGUUGAAAUGCAGAACUGACAUAAAGAGAGUCAUGACAGCGACCCAGGCCUACUGCUCCUCAGUGGCGGCAGGCAGGCAGCAUGUUAAUGGAGUGGAUCUGUACUAUGAGCAGACAGGCAGAGGGAAGCACGCUGUACUGCUGAUUCCUGGUGCUCUGGGGUGCACUCGGACUGAUUUUGGACCUCAGCUGAAGUCUCUGAAUAAGGAACUCUUCACUGUAGUGGGCUGGGAUCCCCGUGGUUACGGACAGUCGCGCCCCCCGGACAGAGAUUUCCCUGCUGACUUCUUUGAGAGGGAUGCGAAAGAUGCAGUGGAUCUAAUGAAGGCAUUGGGCUUUGGAAAGUUCUCUCUGCUGGGGUGGAGCGACGGAGGAAUCACUGCUCUGAUUGCAGCGGCAAAGAACCCCGAUGUGAUCAACAAGAUGGUUGUUUGGGGAUCCAAUGCCUUUGUUUCCCACCAGGACCUCAAGCUUUACAAUGCGGUCCGUGACGUCUCCAGGUGGAGUGCGAGGAUGAGGCAGCCCAUGGAGGAGGUGUACGGAACAGAAGUGUUUGCCAAAACCUGGGAGGCCUGGGUGGAUGGGAUUGCACAGUUCGCAAAGAGACCAGGAGGGAGUAUCUGCCUGGAGCUCCUGCCCCUCAUCAGCUGUCCCACCCUGGUCAUCCACGGAGAGAAAGACCCCAUGGUGCCCAGCAUCCACCCACAGUGCCUCCUCAAACACAUUAAGGGAUCACAAUUACACCUGAUGCCAGAGGGUAAACACAAUCUCCACCUGAGAUAUGCUGAUGAAUUCAACAAACUGGUGGAAGACUUCCUGCAAGACUGAUGGAUCCAGUUACACUGUGAAACAACAGCUCAUCAUUUAGAGGAGAAGAACCAGGGUGAAUAUUAUAUUAUUGCAAAUAUAGACACGAAAAGGCUUAAUUCAUUAUUGACUAUUUAAAUGCUACUCUCUUUAUAAGGCAUCACUUGUUAAAUGCUGGAUAUUUUACUUUAAAUUCCGAAUGUUAUUUUUUCUACAAUUAAAUGUUUUAUGAAGCAA